CCCAUCCAAAUGUUCAACGCGUUUUUGGUGGCAGAAACUUUACAUUCUCUCUCUCUAGAUUAUAUUUCCCAGACCCCUGUAACUGGUAGUAACUUUCUCGUCUCAUUCAAUUCAUGAUGGCCCUCUAAUUCUUGGGAGUGGGGGCUUCUGUGACUUGUGGUUCUGUAACGAGCUUGAGGUAUAAGCAUGGCUGCACAAAGCAAAGAAAAGAGCAUUUCUUCGCCAUCCACUCCGCAUAAAAGCGACGCUCCCCCAAGAAGGAGACGAAUUCCUUCACUUAGAGGCUUAUUAGAAAGCGAGAUAAUUUCAGAGAAGAGCAUUUCUCGGUAUCUAAAAUCGUCCACAAGUUCAUGCCAUGAUUACUGCAAGUAUGGAAGAAAGCAAGAAAGUGAAGCAAAGGAGAAGAAGAAGCCUUCUCUCUCUAGAAAACUUCCUCUCAAAAGCCCAUCCCCAUCCCCAUCCCUCUUCACAAAAACUUGCAAGUCUGAAUGCUCGAGGGACCGACCUGCCACCAAGACCAAGACUACUUCUCCUUCUAGCAACACUGCAGCUUUUGCAAAACCGGUUACCACCAAAUUUCCAUUGCAAUCACCAAAGAGUGGCAAUAGCAGCAAACCAGUAAAGAGAGUAGAAAAGGAAGGGAGAGAAAGUGCCACAAAUUUGAGCUCUAGUACAGUCGAGAGUGCAUGUAAGGUGGAGGAUGAGGCAAAGACCACCAACUCAAUUGAGCCAGAGGAUGACAUUGUAAAAGUAAUAGAAGUUGUAGAGGACCAUGAUGGGAAUCAUGGUAAUGAGGAUCAUGGCCAUGAUGAUGGUGAAAGGUGCAAUGUGGAUGGAGAUGGCGAUACCAUCCUGCCCAUUGAUUGCGAACCCAAAACUCCAGAGCAAGAAAGCCCAGAGACUUACACCAUUAAGGAUCCUCUCUCAGAAGAACAAGAAGGAAUACAAACCCAAAAGACUGGCGCUGAUCAUAGUGAUGCUGAGGACAAAGAGCAUGAUGCCCCCAUUGAUGCUGCUAAUGCAGUUUCUGUUGAUGAUGAUGUUGAUGAUGAAGAUGAGGACAGUGAUGAUGCCGAGUAUGAGGAGGAUGAUUAUACUGAUGAUUCUUAUGAGGAGGAAGAGAAUGGGAGUGAGAGAAAGAAAAAUGAAGGUAUAGAGAGAAGAAUUGAUGGAGGGGAAGAAGGUUGUUUUUCUAGAAAGCCAUGCUUUCAGAGGGGAACAGUGGUUGUGCCAGAAUCUUCUGAUGACAAGCCCCGCAAACUAAGAUUUCGGAGAGGCCGAACGAUUGGAAAUGAGGAAAUCAACAAGAAUUUAGGGAGAAGAAGGUAUAAGAAGCGAGAGGUCCCAGCCAAGAAUGGUGAUGGAGCUGAUCAGCGUGGAAAAGAAGUGGUGCUUAACAAAGGUAGCAUUCAGGGAAAGAAGGAUGCUUUGGUAUUUAAUGAGGUGAUAGAAGAGACAGCAAGUAAGCUUGUGGAGAAGAGGAAGAGCAAGGUGAAGGCUUUAGUGGGUGCCUUUGAGACUGUCAUAUCUCUUCAAGGGGAAGGACCAAAUAAAGAUGACAAUGACAACGACAAAAACAAAGAAGAAAACUAAGACAUUGUAUGUGGCACAUAAGUGGUCACUAAUUAGUGUUCUCUAUCUAUAUAAUGUUCUUCAUGUAUAUCAGAUCUUGUUAUAUAAGAACAUUUUUGCUCAACAUUAGAAAGGAUUUUAA
This is a messenger RNA of Amborella trichopoda, 1714 nucleotides long. RefSeq lists its product as uncharacterized. Lineage: Eukaryota; Viridiplantae; Streptophyta; Magnoliopsida; Amborellales; Amborellaceae. Gene Ontology annotation, molecular function: calmodulin binding. The record is from RefSeq and is a predicted model, not a curated record.